Molecule: messenger RNA, 1285 nt
Organism: Beta vulgaris subsp. vulgaris (sugar beet)
Lineage: Eukaryota; Viridiplantae; Streptophyta; Magnoliopsida; Caryophyllales; Amaranthaceae
Exons: 3
Coding region: 243-758 (171 amino acids)
Source: RefSeq, a predicted model, not a curated record
AAAAAAGAUAUAUUUUUACAAAUACCCUUGUUCAAUAUUUUCGGCCCAUAUGCAACAAUAAAUCCUAAACUACGUUAUACAAAUACAACAAAGAACAUACCCCAUACGGAAUCUGAGGCUGGAAUAAUUCUUCAAAGUUCGUUCCAGAUUAUAUCAUUUGUGGGAAUUAUUGUUUAAAGGGAGUUAAUUUUGCAAAAUUUAAUUUGAGUAUAGAUAAGGAGAGGAGAAUAUCUGAUUGAUUUAUGUCUAUUGCAUUUCCCAACCUUUCUUGGUGGUUGUGGAGUGGUAAAAAGAAAGAUGCUAAACUGCAGAAAGGGUCUUCUCUGAAUUCUUCACCUGAAUUGAAUGUGUUGGAACUGGAUGUUUUGAAGUUUUCUGGUAUUAGUGAGACUGAGAGUAAAUUAGCUUCGAAAUCUAGGAGGGUUAGGCGAAAAUGGCACCGUCAAGAGGGUGGAAAGAUUGAUAUGGAGCAUGAUGGUGUUCUUGUGCCUUCUGAUGGAGGGUGUUCCUCUGAUUCUGAUUCAGAUGCCUCAGAUUGGUCAAUUGGUUGGUCGGAGCCUCAUGCUUCUGGGUUCUUGAGUGAGGAUGAGAUUGAUGGUGGAUUUGGUGUUCUUGUCCGUUGCUAUGGGCGUGGCUCUGGAGGGAAACAAGACUUCAGAAAAAAUGCUCGAGAUAACAAUGCCACUGUACCAGAACUUUAUUCUGCUGAUGGAAAAAGGUACAUGGAGCAGUGGCUUUCCUCUCUGCGGGGCAGCUAAACUUGCCAGAGUGCUACCUGUUGCUUCUCUGCUGCUGUUUAGUUUGUGAACUACUUGACCAUUGUGAUCAUAAGCGCGGUUAUAUCAGCUUGUGUGUUUGAACUCUUUAAAAUGUUCUGCAAAACUUUGAUGGACUGACAGCAAGUUGAUGAACAAGAAAAGUAAAAAUAAAGAAUAAAGGGAAGGUAAAAUAAAACCAAAAAAAUAUAUUCAUGAUUUGAGGUCAUAGUGUCAUUUUAACCCUGGAAGAAGCUGUGGCUUAUCAAAAACAUAGUUAGGCCAAAGGUUGAGUAAGAAAUGCAUCAUGCCCUCAAUCUCCUUUAGUGUUACUGUGAUCGUGAAUUCUUUCAUUUGUGCAAGUAUUAUUUGCUGUGCUUAAGUCUCCGUUUUCUAUUACAAUGUAAAUAAUUUGGUUUCGAUCACCUUUGUAUAUUAAUCUGCAUUUUGAUUAUUGUGAAUAACUUGGUUCAUGGAUUGUAAAUACUGUUCUAAUUCAUAAAUAAUAUCAAGAACUUGGUUUGUCAUUA